GGUCCAGGCAAAAGAGGUGCGCGGUUGGACCGUCAGCAGCGCAACCAACACGAGCAUCAUCCAUCACUACAGCAGAGGAUACCUCACAGCAGCCGGGAUAGCACCCAGUUGUGUACUUUUUAUUAUGGCCGACCAUCUUUUGCAUUACAAUGACUCGGCUAGUGUUGGAAACAGAUUCGCGCGUAAAGGUGCUUUGCGGCAGAAAAAUGUCCAUGAAGUGAAAAACCACAAAUUUACAGCAAGAUUUUUUAAACAACCAACGUUCUGCAGUCACUGUACAGAUUUCAUAUGGGGAUUUGGGAAACAAGGAUUUCAGUGUCAAGUGUGCUGUUUUGUGGUCCACAAAAGGUGCCAUGAGUUUGUCACCUUCUCAUGUCCUGGAGCUGACAAGGGCCCUGACACAGAUGACCCCAGAAGCAAACACAAAUUCAAGAUUCACACUUAUGGCAGCCCCACGUUCUGCGACCACUGCGGCUCGCUGCUUUACGGCCUCAUCCAUCAGGGCAUGAAGUGUGACACCUGUGACAUGAAUGUGCACAAGCAGUGUGUGGUGAAUGUGCCGAGCCUGUGCGGGACAGACCACACAGAGCGCAGAGGACGCCUGUUUCUCAAGAUAGAGGUCAGCAUGGACAGGCUACAUGUCACAGUGGGAGAGGCCAGAAACCUGAUUCCCAUGGACCCCAAUGGUUUGUCAGACCCCUACGUCAAACUUAAACUCAUCCCAGACCCGAAGAAUGAGACCAAGCAGAAGACAAGAACCAUCCGCUCCUCGCUCAACCCCUGCUGGAACGAGUCCUUUACUUUUAAGCUGAAAGCAUCAGACAAAGACCGGCGCCUGUCCAUUGAGGUGUGGGACUGGGACCGGACCACCAGGAACGACUUCAUGGGCUCCAUGUCGUUUGGAGUGUCAGAGCUCCUCAAAGCCCCCAACUGUGGAUGGUACAAGUUGCUGAACCAAGAAGAAGGAGAGUACUAUAAUGUUCCCAUCCCAGAAGUUGAUGACGUUAACUUUGAACUCCGUCAGAAAUUUGAGGCGUGCCAGUUAAAUAUCCACUAUCUAAAGAAAGCCAAGUUAGGCCAUGGUAAAAAAAUGAUCACACCAACCGACCAUCGGCGCUUCAGUCUGCCCUCUGGAAACAUGGACCGGGUCAGACUCAGCGACUUCAACUUUCUGGCUCUCCUUGGAAAAGGCAGCUUUGGGAAGGUGAUGCUAGCUGAGAUGAAGUCUACUGAGGAACUGUACGCAAUCAAGAUCUUAAAAAAAGACGUGGUGAUCCAGGAUGAUGACGUUGAAUGCACAAUGGUGGAGAAGCGGGUGCUGGCCCAAAGAGACAAGCCCCCGUUCCUUACACAGUUACACUCCUGCUUUCAGACGGUGGACCGACUUUACUUCGUCAUGGAGUACAUCAACGGGGGCGACCUCAUGUACCACAUCCAACGCAUGGGCAAGUUCAAAGAGCCACAGGCUGUUUUUUAUGCAGCAGAGAUCGCAGUUGGGUUAUUUUUCCUGCAUCGAAGAGGAAUCAUUUACAGGGAUCUAAAGCUGGACAAUGUGAUGUUGGACUCUGAAGGUCACAUUAAAAUCGCAGACUUUGGCAUGUGCAAAGAAAACAUGUAUGAAGGCAUGACCACUCGCACUUUCUGUGGUACACCCGACUACAUCGCUCCAGAGAUUAUAGCAUACCAGCCCUAUGGGAAGUCAGUGGACUGGUGGGCCUAUGGAGUUCUUCUGUACGAGAUGCUGGCAGGGCAGCCUCCGUUUGACGGUGAAGACGAGGACGAGCUCUUCCAAUCCAUCAUGGAGCACAAUGUGUCUUAUCCCAAAUCCAUGUCAAAAGAGGCGGUGUCCAUCUGCAAAGGAUUGAUGACCAAGCACCCAUCCAAGCGUUUAGGGUGUGGACCGGAGGGAGAGCGGGACGUCCGGGAGCAGGCCUUCUUCAGACGCAUCGACUGGGAGCGCCUCGCCAACAGAGAGAUCCAACCCCCCUUCAAACCUAAAGUGUGUGGCAAAGGCGCUGAAAACUUUGAUAAGUUCUUCACCCGCACCCAGCCCGUUCUGACCCCUCCGGACCAGCUGGUGAUUGCCAAUAUCGAUCAGAGCGAGUUCGCCGGUUUCUCCUACAUCAACCCUCAGUUCCUGCACCCCUCGUUGCACAGUGUGGUAUGAGCAGGAACUACAAGGACUUUUAAAAAAAAACUACAAAUCCCAGACAUCUGUCAUCAAUAUCACUCGCAAUAGCUUGUUACAUACUGGUUGAAACCACAUUGCAAAGUUCAUAUCUCAAUCAAUUUUAUUUCUGUAAUCCUUAUUUGUACAGGUGAGCUAUUCCUGUGUAUAAUUGUGUCUAGCUGUGUUCUUUUUUUCUUCACAAACGAGCUGAGCAAUUAUUUACAGCUCUAUUUCCAAAAAUUAUGGACCACUGUGUAAAAUGUUAUAUGUUUAUUUAUAUAUUUAUUGUUUUACCAUUUCAUAAAAAAACAGCAGUCAACCACCGCAUACAGUAGACAACUUAAUACCUGCAGAUUACUAUAUAUUUUUGUUAUUUUUAACCUUACUAUAAUUUUUAUUUUAGUGUCCACACCAACUAUAGUACAAUACUGUUACAUAAAGCAUAAAGAGUGCCAAAACUGAUCAUUAAGCAUUUCCAAACACCUUCAAAUGUUUCUUCUAUUUUCCUCGUUUUCCCCGUUAACACAAUUCAAUCCUGGCUCAAUCCAUUGGGUGUUCAAACUACUGUCAAAUGCACAUACACUAAGUCUUACAGUAACCAACUAUUUAUGUUGUGGAUGGAGUAAAGUCCACCAAAUAGGGUCAGAAAAAUGUGGUUAAAAGACAGUAUUUUGGUAGAAUUUCAAAAAUCCUAGUAUAUGCACAAAGCAGUACUCUGUCGCAUGCUAUUUUUCUGACUCUAUGGGCAGUAGACUAUCUAUGUAAAGGUUAGUAUUAUGAUAAAAGCUAUGUUAUGUAUUAUUGUUGUAAAGAGAAAAAGUCUUAAAAUGUCUAUAAAAAUGCUUACGUUCCUGUUUAUGUUUCGCUUAAUCAGUCCGGAGAUGUUUACCCUUGUCAACCAUUUUUGUAAAUAUAUAUUUCAAAAGAGAUUUUAUACAACAAAAUGAAUGUGCUUUUACUACCUUAGACUUGAUUUGAAGAUUUCUAUGUGUUUAGAUGACCCCUUACAAGAAAAAGUUUGGCAGAAUCUUUGGUAGCUUUGUAUCUGCAGAUCUUGUUAUAUGUAUUUCCUCUAUCCAUUUGUUUUCUACUACUGUGUCAUAGAGAAUAUGCAGCACGUAUCUUGUACGUGAUUGGAUGCCCUUUUUGCCUUGGUCGCCUACAGGCCGCCUCCUCCUGUUUAGGGACUGAAAUCAUGUAGUUAUAAGGAUUUUUGUCUUUUUUCUGUGUAUUUUGUGUGCAUGCGAUCUAGGCAUGUGAACAACCUUUGCAUGGUACUGAAAUCUCCCCUGGUGUUGAAGCAUGGAGCGAGUAAACCAGCAAGUAUUGUAUGCUUUCCUGCUCUUCAUCCUCUCCCAGUGCUUCAUGUAGCCCGCCAUUUUGGCUCAAGAGCUGAAUUAUAAACAGUGAUAAACAAUGUAUUAAUGCUUACGUUCGUGCCAUACCGGGUCCUUUGUUUCACAAGUAUUGUUGUUUUUUGCUAUUUUGAGGCAAGCUACAAUACAAUACAGCUUCUUAAAACUGCCAAAUUGAAUGUCUUUGAAUUCCCUCAUGUAGUUUUGUAACUUGAUGUCACAUUAUCUGGACCAAAAUGAAAUUGAUGAUGACUGUUUACAUGUCUCACAUUGAGAAGUUGUAUUGGCACAAAGAGGAUAGGCCCAUUAUUAUCAGAUCCUCAUGUCGGGGUACAGUACCACUAAAGGUGUAAUUACAGGGACGCUUGUGUUUCCUCUGACCGCCCCUGCUUUCUUUAUCCUCAAUCUUCUUGUUCCUCUGUUAUAUGUGCUCUGGAUACUGUGUAUACAAAAUAAACUAUAAAAUAUGUC
Periophthalmus magnuspinnatus is the source of this 3996-nucleotide messenger RNA. It is a transcript of the gene prkcab, whose product is annotated as protein kinase C, alpha, b. Gene Ontology annotation, molecular function: diacylglycerol-dependent serine/threonine kinase activity; zinc ion binding; ATP binding. Lineage: Eukaryota; Metazoa; Chordata; Actinopteri; Gobiiformes; Gobiidae. Gene Ontology annotation, biological process: protein phosphorylation. The record is from RefSeq and is a predicted model, not a curated record. Bases 125 to 2167 code for a protein of 680 amino acids. The transcript has 18 exons.